Capsella rubella is the source of this 441-nucleotide messenger RNA. RefSeq names its product non-specific lipid-transfer protein 15. Gene Ontology annotation, biological process: lipid transport. Bases 42 to 401 code for a protein of 119 amino acids. The record is from RefSeq and is a predicted model, not a curated record. Lineage: Eukaryota; Viridiplantae; Streptophyta; Magnoliopsida; Brassicales; Brassicaceae. Gene Ontology annotation, molecular function: lipid binding. The transcript has a single exon. Gene Ontology annotation, cellular component: membrane.
AGAAACCAUAAUAAAAAAAAAACAAAAAAAAACAAGCAAACAUGAACAAAUCAAUCUUUGUUGUUUGUAUCAGCUUAUUGGUUGUUCUGACCCCAACUCACAAUGCUAAAAUGAUGAUUUACCCGAACGGUGAUAGACACUGCGCGAUGGCGCAAGGCCAAGUGUUAAGUGCAUGCGGCUUGCAACUAGCCAACGACGGAGUACAUCCUGGUGAUUGUUGCUAUGUUAUAAACGAUGUAAACAGAGAAGUACAAACUCAACAAGCUCGUAUAUGGCUUUGCAAAUGUUUCCAAGAAGCAAUAAAGGUGUAUGGCUAUACAAAACUUAUUGGUAUGCCUGAAAAAUGUAACAUUCCAAACGCUGUGCCUUUUGAUCCAAAUAUGGAUUGUGCCCAGGCCUAAGCCCAUUUGGGAUUGAAGUACAUGAAUAAAUUAUUAUAAA